AUAGGUGAGUGUGUGACCAAUGACGAGUGUUAUCAGGUACCCGCAUGACACGCUGACGUGCGCGUGGGUGUGUGCGUGGGGCUUUCCACAGCAGCGAGGAACCAUGGCGACAGCUAUUCAGGAAGAAAUAUUUAUCUACUCCAUGGACGGUUUAAUUUAGGGUUAACUUACGACAAGCUGACGUUAAGUUAGUUAACCAAAUAGUUAUGUCAUCCUCCAACUGGUCACCUGUCAAAGGCCAUUGCUGAGGCGAGACUUGGAUAUGUUGGACCAGAUAGAGUGGGAUUCAUCAGAUGAAGGUCUUGGAGGUUCAAUGGAAGAUCCUCCUCACUUAUCUGAAUUUCCUCAUUCGAAGCCCUCCACCACCAACAUCUCAGAACAUGAAUUCUCGUGUCACUGUUGCUAUGACAUCUUAGUGAACCCCACCACCCUGACCUGCGGCCAUAACUUUUGCCGCCACUGUCUGGCUCUGUGGUGGGAAUCCUCUCACAAGAAUGAGUGCCCAGAGUGCCGGGAGAAGUGGGAAGGCUUUCCUAAAAUCAACAUACUGCUGAGGGAUGCAACUGACAAGCUGUUCAGUGAGGUUGUUCAGCGGAGGAGAGCAGAGAUCCAGGCUAACCCCAAAAUCUCCCGGAGCUUGCUGGCCUUCCAGAGGUAUGGUGACAACUUGGGUAGAUCCAGGACAAACCAGCACAAAGGAGCAGGCUUCUUCUUUUCUGGAGUCCUAACUGCACUCACUUGUGUGGCUGUGAUGGUGCUGGUGUAUCACUGGAGCAGUGGUGUGGUGGAGCAGCAUGACCCGUUGAUCAGUAAACCCGUGUCUCGCUGGACGCCGGAGGAAGUCGCAUCCUGGCUGGAACACUUGGGGCCCUGGGCCCAGCUUUACAGAGAACCCUUUCAGCAGGAGAAUGUCAAUGGGAGGCUGCUGUUGAUGCUGGGAGACGAAGAGUUGUUAAAACCUCCUUAUAGCAUUGAAAAUCAAUCUCACCGACGGGCUGUUCUGGCUGAACUGGACAGGGUUAAAACCCUGGGGGUCAAACCUCCGCAGAACCUCUGGGAAUACAAGGCUGCUAAUGCAGGGAAGUCUCUGUUUUUGCUGUAUGCACUGAAGCGCUCCCCUCGUCUCACACUCUUCUAUUUGUAUUUAUUCGACUACUCGGAAACCUUCCUGCCCUUCCUGCAUACCUGCUGUCCGGCCAUUGCAAACAUCGACAAGUCAAUGGAGAGCAGCUUCCUCAACACACAGUUGGAGCCCAGCUGGCGACAGUGGGCAGAGUUUCUUGUAAAGUACCUCCUGCUUCCAUACCAGCUGAUAGCUGAGUUUGCUUGGGACUGGCUGGCCGUCCACUACUGGACAUCUCGCUUCAUUAUUGUUAACGCCAUGCUGCUGUCUGUGCUGGAAGGCUGCGCCCUGUGGACACUCUGGACAAGAGCAAGGAUCAGGACUCUGCCACGCAAGAUGUGGAACCACUUGUGGAAGAUGCUAUCUCAGGGGUUUGCCUUCGCCCUCCUGUGGCCUUUUGUCCCUCAGUUUGUGUGCAACUGCCUCUUCUACUGGGCUCUCUACUUCAGUCCCAUCAUUAAUAUAGAUCUGGUGGUGCAGCAGUUAAUGCACCCAGAAACACAGGCACUAUAACAAACUGCAUGUAGUCAGUGCCCAAUUAAUACCGUACAGUUGACAGCAAAUAAAAUAGCCAGAAAUCCAGUUGCUGUAGAGGAGAAGUGUUUAUAUUUAGCAGUAAACUCACAUGAGACUGGCUUUUUUGCUGUUGGAAAGGAAGUUUUCUUGCUUCCUGUCUUGUCUCUCUGCUGGAUGGUUGCCAUAUGGAACAAGAGAGGAACUGGGCUAUUGUAAGAGAAACAAAACCAACAAGAUGAGAAACAGUGAAAUAUCUGUGAUGUUAUUGAUUAGGAGAGAUUACUGCAGUGAUCUCUCUCUGCGUGCACAGUGCAUUCACAAACCACAUUGCCUAAAUGGACCAGAGGGCAGUUAUGCAAAUGAUAAGUCAUGAUGUUCCAACACUGGCGGUAGUGAAGACUGGCCUCAUAAGGAGUUUUCUGACAGCUUUGUAGCACUGAGAUGGUUGUAGUACGUUGAAAGGUGAGCUUUUUUAUGCAUAUACUGACUUGGCCUAAGUCAGUAAAUUAAUUUUUGUUUGACUUAUUUUAUUAGAUGUCUUUAUGGCAUGCAAUCCACAAGCAGUUAAAUAAGCAGUGGCUGCUUUAAAAGUAUCAGCUUGACCGAAGCAGUAUUAUUAGUGCAUAGAAAUCCUUAUUCUGCAAACAUUUCGAUGCGUUCUUUGAGUCUUCAGUGCGGUUCUGGCUUAGACUGUGAAGUUGGUGUUACAGAGCUGUCUGAAAAUUCACUCUACGAGGUUUGGUAACAUGAUUGUGAAAUGUGUCAAAUGUUGAGGUUUGUAGUUCUGCAGCCUGAUGGGAAUGUCAGGCUUUAAAGUUGAUUCAAGGGAAAACAAAAACAUUUCACAAUACAUGUUGCACUUAGAUUUGAAAUAAAAUGGAUGUUCUUAAACAUUUUUGAGACGCUGAUACAGAUCUUUUCUAAUUUUUAUGAUUUUAAGGAGAAACCGUUUGUCGCAGAUUUUAUUUGCUGUUACUGCUUACAAAUAUUGCGUUGCACAUUUUUUUUUAUUGUUCAAAAACAUUUUGUUUGCAGUAUAAAUUUCCAUGUGAUGGGUGGGUAGAGCUAAUCAAAGACUAUUUUUAUUUUUUACAUAGUUCAUUUGCACUUAAAUGUUCUACACUGUGAUUUUGUUCUUCAGUGUUCUCUAAUGAUAAAGAAAAAAUAAAGAUUUUUAAAUAAUGUUA
Molecule: messenger RNA, 2826 nt
Organism: Siniperca chuatsi (mandarin fish)
Lineage: Eukaryota; Metazoa; Chordata; Actinopteri; Centrarchiformes; Sinipercidae
Product: bifunctional apoptosis regulator-like
Exons: 9
Coding region: 263-1636 (457 amino acids)
Biological process (GO): proteasome-mediated ubiquitin-dependent protein catabolic process
Cellular component (GO): nucleus
Molecular function (GO): ubiquitin protein ligase activity; protein binding
Source: RefSeq, a predicted model, not a curated record